AUGCUCUCGUUGUGUGCUGCUGCAGGCCUUCCUACCGCCAGCAGCGCUGAUGAUGCCAAUGCGAAUGCAGCUGCUGAUACUGCUGCAAACGCCCCCGUGCGUGCUGCUGCUGCGGCUACUAUGGAGGGUCCUGCCGUCGAUCCUCACGUGACAGUGCUGCUGGUUUGCGCUGGCUGUCUCAUGGGCCUGCUUGGGGAGGCUCUGUGCUACAUUUUCGUGUACUCCAAGACCGAGUUCAAAAGGCUUCAAUCUGAAACCAACAAACUCUGGAGGGAGUAUUUGGCUCUCGAGGCGGAGUGCGUGGGGGGCCCCGACGGGCGCUACCUAGGGCGUACUGGUCGUGCGGCUGCAGCCCUGCAAGCCAAGAUUCACAAAAAGACCAAGUCUCUAAAUGCGCUUAAGCAGAAGGGUUCAAUUUGCGUUGCGGUCGUCUUUGUCCUGGGCAUGCCCUUAAUUCACUCCUUCUUUGAGGGGGCCCCAGGGGCCUACCUCCCGUUUCCCAUGGUGUUUCCAUUUUCAAUGUUCAAGUACACCAGACCACAUGAGGAGGGAGCCCUUCUGAAUCCGGAGGGCGCAGCUCCUGGUCAGGGGUCCCCUCAGCUGCCUUCCAUGUGCAAUACCUACGCCGUCUUCACCGCCAGCAUGCUGGUCUUUAAGGCCCAGAUUCAAAAAAUCCUAGGUGUAAGUGCGCCUGCAAGUUUGCAACAACAAGCAGCGAUGGCCUCCGCCUCCACCAACUAA
Molecule: messenger RNA, 741 nt
Organism: Cyclospora cayetanensis
Lineage: Eukaryota; Apicomplexa; Conoidasida; Eucoccidiorida; Eimeriidae
Exons: 5
Coding region: 1-741 (246 amino acids)
Biological process (GO): endoplasmic reticulum calcium ion homeostasis
Cellular component (GO): endoplasmic reticulum membrane; cytoplasm
Molecular function (GO): calcium channel activity
Source: RefSeq, a predicted model, not a curated record